GAAUUUGACAAUUGACAUAUUGUUCAAUUUGGUCUAAGUCGAGUGUUUGGGCAGUGCAAGAUUUCUAAUAUUUUUAGUGAAUUACGAGAACAAUUUAACAGUGAAGUGAAAAUUGGUACAGCCGCCACGGGAAUAUUAUGUUUCUUUUAGUCCAGUAAUUGUAUAGCUAGUCAGGAUUAGAACAAGAUGACUACUGAAUCUGAAGAAAAAGCUCUCCGCUAUAGGAGAGCUCAAAGUGUUUCGAAAGCAGAGGAAAUAACUGAACAGGAGAAGAAAGUUCGAAAACUGCAAUUGGAUAAGCCCAUUCACACUCCCAGAGAUUCCCUCUUCUCAUGGAGCUCAGAGUUCAAUGAUUUCACCGGCCUCGUUAACUGGGGCUUCUUGAUGCUCUCUGUCGGAGGAGUCCGAUUAGGUCUUGAAAAUUUUUUAAAAUAUGGAUUGCGUGUAAACCCGCUCGAAUGGAUCGUAGUGUUAACUGGUUACAAUGAAGGUGAUCGAAGCCAGUACCCUUCAGUUAUUUUGAUAGUUUUUAGCAUCGUGCCUAUCGUUCUAAGUCUACUUAUUGAAAAGGGAAUAGCUGUUGAUUUAAUUCCAAACAAGUUUGGCAUCAUAUUGCAGAUAACUCAUUUACUUCUUAUGGUAUUACUGCCUAUCGCAGUCCUACAUUACAGGGGCAACGAUUUUAGUUUCGUGGGUAUAACAUCAGUAUGUAUGCUCUACUUGAUAAUAUUUUUGAAAUUGUGGAGUUACACUCAAACUAAUUAUUGGUGCCGCCUUGGAUUAAAGAAGAAGUAUUCGGAUACUAAACUUCGUAGGCAGAGUUUGUCUGCACCCAACUGGAAUGAACUUGUUUCGGCAGACCAAGAGCAGAGUAAGGAGGACCUAAUCAAUGAUACUCCAGCUGCAGCGAGGCUGACCAAGUACCCGGAUAAUCUGAACUUAAAAGACUUGGUUUACUUUAUGUUGGCCCCCACCCUUUGUUAUGAGUUGAAUUUCCCCAGAACUGCACGGAUCAGGAAGCGUUUUGUAAUUAAAAGAGUAUUGGAGCUGUUCUUCGGGAUAAAUCUAGCUUUGGCAUUGUUCCAACAAUGGAUGAUACCCACCAUCACGAAUUCUGUGGAGACUUUCACCAAGAUGGACCCCAUAAGGAUCACGGAGAGACUAUUGAAAUUAGCUGUUCCAAACCAUCUGCUCUGGCUGUGUUUCUUCUACCUGACGUUCCAUUCGUUCCUAAACCUAAUGGGUGAGCUGCUGCAGUUCGCUGAUCGCAAGUUCUAUGGAGACUGGUGGAAUGCCAACAAUAUAUCCGUGUUCUGGAGUACUUGGAACAUGCCAGUUCACAUGUGGGCGGUCAGACAUGUGUAUAAACCAAUAACUGGAAUGGGAUUCAGCAAGUUCAACGCUGGAAUCGUUGUCUUCGCCAUAUCUGCGUUGUUCCAUGAAUAUUUGGUCAGUGUGCCACUACAAAUGUUUAGGAUUUGGGCAUUCUUAGGUAUGAUGGCCCAGCCACCAUUGGCGGUUAUCUCUCGCACUGCCGAAAUAAGGCUCGGACCGCGUUGGGGCAACAUUAUGGUGUGGAGCUCCUUAAUUCUCGGCCAGCCUCUCGCCAUCAUGAUGUACUACCACGAUUACGCCAUGUUGCAUUUUAAACCAACGCCAGAAGUGCCAUAAUUGAAUGAACUUAUGAGGAGAUUAUUAGUGAAAAGGUUUUGUAGCACUUUUCUAUAUAUUUUAUUUAUUAUAGAAACUACUUAUUGUCAUGACAAUGUAUGUUAUUCACUCGUUCUUCAUCCAGGUGUUCAAAUAUAUGUAGGUCAUGUAGGUGCAUGGUAAUUAGUCACAUUUUUUUUCAUACUUUAUCAUAUUUAAAAGUGUUGCAAAAUCUAUUUCAUAUUUAUUUAUUAGAAAUAUUACAAUAAUAUUUAUGAAAUAAUUGUAAUCGAUUGGUUGUUUUAGUCAAGAAUUUGCCAAAAUUUUUAUAUAUGAAAUUAGAAUAAUUAAUAUAGUUAUAAGAAUAAUUAUUUUAUACAUUUUAAGUCAAGCAAUCAUGUGUUCUAGUUAUAAGUUAUACAGUAGUGGUUGAACUAAAGAGUUUUUAUUUAUGGUGUAGGUUGUCGACGAUUUAGGUGUUAGAACAUGGGGCUAAUUUUGGUAAAAUUUAAGUUAAUUUUGUAGGGUCUCUUGGACAGAUCCCUAUUUUUCCUGAAUUUCUAGCAUUUUAAUUAAGACUGAACGCACUUUGGUGCUACACACUAUAUUGUGAUAUACUAGGCCAUUUCUCGAAAAAAAAAAAA
Molecule: messenger RNA, 2294 nt
Organism: Spodoptera litura
Lineage: Eukaryota; Metazoa; Arthropoda; Insecta; Lepidoptera; Noctuidae
Gene: mdy
Product: diacylglycerol O-acyltransferase
Biological process (GO): triglyceride biosynthetic process
Cellular component (GO): endoplasmic reticulum membrane
Molecular function (GO): diacylglycerol O-acyltransferase activity
Source: RefSeq, a predicted model, not a curated record